AUGUCACUGGGCGACCAUCCUUCUAACGAAGCGUCGGAGAGAUUUCUGCCGACUACGAUUUGCUAUGCAGAAGAAAUAUCUGCCAUGGCAAGGGGAUCAAGCAAUGGAAAUCUGAAUACAGAAGUAUACAUGUCCCACAUCCACCCCAAGCUCUUCCUGGACAUCUCGCAAGCGAAUGGAGAGCUCCACGCCAAAAACACUUUCUCCGUCAAUGAGAUUUCUAAAGAACUUGCACUUGGUAUGUUGCAUACAUUCAACAAGGCCAUCGCGGCUGUGGUUUCUUCUCCGUUUCAAUCCCUAGGAAUGUUAGACUUGUGUUCCGAACAUGACCGCCAGUUGCUGCAAAAGUAUACCGAGAGCGUAUCUGAAUCAUAUGAAGUGCUGCUGCACGCUUUAGCGUUGCAGCAUGCACACCUAACUCCAGAUGCGCCGGCCAUCCAUUCCUGGGAUGAUAACCUGACCUAUGCACAGGGGGAUGAUGCGACAUCCCGACUUGGACAGUCCUGGCCAGGAUGGGCAGCUGGCGCUGCAUAUAUCUCUGUCGACGCGACUGAUCCGCCGAUGUACCUGGAGAAUGUGAUUCGCCGCGUGAAUGCAAGAAUCAUCCUCACCUCCGAGGCCUAUCGUUCCAGAUACGCUUCUUUUGUCCCGUCCGUCAUUGCCGUGACACCAGACAUGGUACGUGCUCUUCCGGUCAGCACGGGGAUCAUUUGCCCCUGGGUCAAACCCAGUGAUGUCUGUCUCGUCCUGUUCACUUCGGGGAGCACUGGAGAGCCAAAAGGGAUUAUUCAAGAGCAUCGAGCGUAUGCUACAGCCGUCCGAGAUUACAACAAAUUGCUCGGCUUAGGCCGCCACAGCCGCGUGCUGCAAUUUGAUGACUACGCGUUCGAUAUUAGCAAUAAUGACUAUUUGACCACCGUCGCUGCGGGUGGAUGCUGCUGUGUUCACACCCCGACCAAGUCGGUCCCGACUCUUGUGGAGAACAUCAACACCCUUCAAGUCGACACGACCUUUCUGACCCCGACUAUCGCCGCUCAAAUAUCCCCGCAGGAUGUGCCGACGUUGGAGUUGCUCUGCCUUGGUGGGGAGCCGGUGCCAAACGAGCUCCUGAUCAGAUUGGUCGCCGCAUGUGAGACUGGUGAAUCAGUAUGGGAUGGGGGAGGCGGCCACCUUAAUGCGAUCGUCGGACGGGCUGGGAGCGGAGCCAUUUGGAUCACAAGUCCGGAAUCCCCAGAGUUCCUGAUGCCGGUCGGAGCUGUCGGUGAGAUUCUCAUUGAAGGCCCGCACCUGGCCCGGGGAUAUCUGGACAGUGUCUGCCAGAAGCCGGGCGUUGGAUUCCUACCGAAUGCGCCCACCUGGCUCAAAGAUCUCCACCCCUCCGGAGACCUGGGGAGAUACACACAUGCCGGGACUGUGGAACAUCUGGGCCGCAAAGACACCCUCCUCAAGAUAAACGGAUAUCGAGUCGAAGCCACCGAGGUCGAGCACAUCCUCCGACAAGUCGUUAACCCCCAGGGACGUAGUCAUCCGAGGACCAUUUCCACGCCGCUGCCUCUGACAACUCUGUGGCAGUUUCUCCCCGUCACCAGCCAGCAUUCGGCCCAUCAAGUGGUGCAAAGAAUGAAGGCGGAAGUCAUGGCUACGCUCCCUGUUCACAAGAUACCGGAAUACUUUAUUCUCCUCAGUCAGAUCCCCAGGACCAGGUCAAAUGAGGCUGAUCGCCGCAAAUUGCACCAUCUUGCGCAGGAAUCGUACGUGUCGGGGGCUUUAAGUAAGAUUUGCAACAAAUAG
Aspergillus fumigatus Af293 is the source of this 1791-nucleotide messenger RNA. Its product is annotated as putative NRPS-like enzyme. Gene Ontology annotation, biological process: secondary metabolite biosynthetic process; amino acid activation for nonribosomal peptide biosynthetic process. Gene Ontology annotation, cellular component: cytoplasm. Gene Ontology annotation, molecular function: phosphopantetheine binding. Lineage: Eukaryota; Fungi; Ascomycota; Eurotiomycetes; Eurotiales; Aspergillaceae. The record is from RefSeq and is a predicted model, not a curated record.